AUGAAACAAUCUUUUAAAGAUAAAAAAGAUAAUGCAUUAAACACUAUUAAAUUAGUUAAAAAACAACUAGAUAAUCAAGAAAAAGAAACAUAUCUUCAUCAGCUUUCUACAAAUAAAUGUUAUACAAAUAAUUGCUUAACUAAAAUUAAUCAUAAUAAUGGAUUAAUAAAGUAUAAACAAAUUCAAAACUAUACAAAGACUAAAUUAGAUGUAUUUUUACUUGUAAUAAUAGAA
Messenger RNA from Cetraspora pellucida, 234 nucleotides. NCBI's taxonomy places the organism in Eukaryota, Fungi, Glomeromycota, Glomeromycetes, Diversisporales, Gigasporaceae. The record is from the annotation of a GenBank genome assembly.